This is a messenger RNA of Blepharisma stoltei, 318 nucleotides long. The record is from the annotation of a GenBank genome assembly. Lineage: Eukaryota; Ciliophora; Heterotrichea; Heterotrichida; Blepharismidae.
AUGAAGUGCAACCGAGUCGAGUUGGAAAAUGGAUCUAUUUAUAUAGGAGAAUGUUAUAAAAAACGCCAAAGGCACGGGUUUGGGCUGCAGCUGUUUACUGAUGGGUCUCAAUAUGAAGGGUAUUGGAUAAAAGAUAAAGCAAACAUAAAAGGAAGAUUAGUCCGUUACAAUGGAGAUAUCUUUAGAGUAAUCAGUGCACUUUCCCUGUAUUCUCCUUCUUCCUCAUCACCUUCUUCUCGUUCAAAAUCUUAUUUAAUCAUUUUCUGAGAAUUUAUCAGCAUCGUCCAAGAAUUUCUCAUCCAGAAUAAGCUGUCAUAA